Oryzias melastigma (Indian medaka) is the source of this 3736-nucleotide messenger RNA. Its product is annotated as sodium/hydrogen exchanger 6. Gene Ontology annotation, cellular component: membrane; recycling endosome. The record is from RefSeq and is a predicted model, not a curated record. Gene Ontology annotation, biological process: regulation of pH; proton transmembrane transport; sodium ion transport. Gene Ontology annotation, molecular function: sodium:proton antiporter activity. The transcript is spliced from 16 exons. Lineage: Eukaryota; Metazoa; Chordata; Actinopteri; Beloniformes; Adrianichthyidae. Bases 132 to 2234 code for a protein of 700 amino acids.
GAAAACCGGAAGUGCAUGUGUUUUUGUUGCGGUCACGGGGAGAGCUGUCAUUUGCAUUCAAGGGGGCUGAAUUCCAAGCUAAACCAACAGAGGUUCCAACGACAAAUUUUAUUUUCUCCCACAAGGCCACGAUGAAAUUCCUACGCAGGCUGUUGCUCAGUCUGAAAACGUUCAGACCUCCAUUUUUGCUGCCUGUUUUACUGACUGCCUUGUUCGUCCAGAGCCGAGGCGACAGCAAUGUGUUGGACAACGUCACUGAAAGAAUGGCUGAGGAAAGCCACCGACAGGACAGUGCCAACUUACUCAUAUUCAUCCUACUGUUGACUCUCACCAUUCUAACUAUUUGGCUUUUUAAACACCGGCGAUUUCGGUUCCUGCACGAGACAGGACUCGCCAUGAUCUACGGCCUGUUAGUGGGUGUGAUCCUGCGAUAUGGCGUCCAUGUGCCCCAGAGCAUCAGCAAUGUGACCCUCAGCUGUGCCGUCAACGCCAGCCCCGCCACUUUACUGGUCAACGUCAGCGGACGAUUCUAUGAGUACACCCUGAAGGGGGAGAUCCGACAGGGCAGGGGCCCCCAAAUGCAGGACGACGAGAUGCUCAGAAAGGUGACCUUUGACCCAGAGGUGUUUUUCAACAUUUUGUUGCCUCCUAUAAUCUUCCAUGCAGGUUACAGUCUGAAAAGGAGACACUUUUUUAGAAACAUUGGCUCCAUCCUGGCCUAUGCGUUCAUUGGAACCGUCAUAUCCUGCUUUGUCAUUGGCGUCAUCAUGUACGGAUUUGUGUCCUUUAUGAAAGUUGUGGGUCAGCUUGGGGGGGAUUUCUACUUCACUGACUGCCUCUUCUUUGGUGCCAUCAUCUCAGCAACAGACCCCGUGACAGUGUUGGCUAUCUUCAACGAGCUAAAGGUUGAUGUGGAUUUGUAUGCCCUGUUGUUUGGGGAAAGUGUCCUCAACGAUGCCGUGGCCAUUGUCCUGUCCUCCUCCAUUGUGGCGUAUCAGCCUGCAGGGGACAACAGCCACAGCUUUGAGGCCAUGGCCAUGCUCAAGUCCUUCGGCGUCUUCCUCGGCGUCUUCAGUGGAUCUUUUGCUCUCGGGGUGUCCACCGGAGUCAUGACUGCAUUCGUGACCAAGUUUACCAAGCUGAGAGACUUCCCUUUGUUGGAGACGGCUCUUUUUUUCCUGAUGUCCUGGAGUACGUUUCUGCUGGCUGAGGCCUGCGGUUUCACAGGUGUUGUAGCGGUUCUGUUUUGUGGGAUCACUCAGGCUCAUUACACCUUCAACAAUCUGUCACCAGAAUCCCAAGAAAGAACCAAACAGCUCUUCGAGCUGCUCAACUUCCUGGCAGAGAACUUCAUCUUCUCCUACAUGGGCCUGACUCUCUUCUCCUUCCAGUCACACGUCUUCAAUCCGUUGUUCAUCAUCGGAGCCUUCGUGGCCGUGUUUGUGGGCAGAGCUACAAACAUCUACCCCUUAUCCUUCCUCCUCAACCUGGGCCGCAGAAACAAGAUUGGGUUGAACUUCCAGCACGUCAUGAUGUUUGCAGGGCUCCGCGGGGCCAUGACCUUUGCCCUCUCCAUCCGAGACACAGCCACCUACGCCCGUCAGAUGAUGUUUUCCACCACUCUGCUGAUUGUUUUCUUCACCGUGUGGAUCUGCGGAGGCGGCACCACGCCCAUGCUGUCCUUCAUGAGCAUACCAGUCGGGGUGGACUCUGAUCAAGAACACACUAGCUCAGUGGAUGGAUCCCAGAGGAGAAGCACUAAACAUGAGAGCGCCUGGCCAUUCAGGAUCUGGUACAACUUUGACCACAAUUAUCUGAAACCCCUGCUGACCCACAGCGGCCCCCCGCUCACUGCCACACUGCCAGCCUGCUGUGGACCGCUGGCUCGGUGCCUCACCAGCCCACAGGCCUACGAGAACGAAGGCCAGCUUCAUGACGAUGAUUCUGAGUUCAUCAUGAACGACGCCAGCGUGAGCUCCAUGUACGCCGACGUCACGGUGAGCACCGACGCCUCCGGCUCUCGCACCGUCAACAACAAGCACCCCUUUUCUUCCACUGGAGGCCAGUUCAACGAAGGUCUGGACCAGGAGCUCGCCCUGACAGAUCAGGACGUGACCAUCCGCGGCACACGCCUCGUUCUGCCGGUGGACGACUCGGCAGAGCCGCCGAGCACCGUCACCCUCCCACCGCCACCCUCCCCGCCACACUCCGAGCCCCGCCGACACAGACUGUAGGAAGGUUCGUGUCCGCAGAGAUCCCAAACGAUCAACUUUGACGACAAAAGGGUUUUGAUCAUUUUUAUUUGAUGAUUAUACGUCUGUUCUCUAUGGGACCAUUUUUAUUCGUCACUUUAAGCUUUAGAACUGAUGUCGAGCAUUUAGUGAUCCGUCACAAGCGUCUGCUGAAGCUGUGAGGACACUCAGUUUGGGAUCAUCCACACUGUUAAGCUCACUUCUGAUUCUAACACCGUCUUUUUGCCUCUAACAGAAAUUAUUUAUUUAACGACUGAUUUAGGUUAUUUAUUAUUUAUUUGUUUUGGUGUGAAAAAUGGUACUACCCAUUUUCUCUCGUGGAACUUCUACUGAAUGAACGUCAUGAAGGCGACGGCGGUUUGUUUCCUUCUCAAAGUGUAGCAGAUGCUCCGACUGUAUCCUGUAGACCAGAGCUUCCCUGUGAAUGUUUCGUCUUUACUGUACGUGAGAGGUCAAUCUGGCUUCAAUUUAAUGUAAUUAAUAGGGCUAAAGUUUGUUUUUAUCAUAGUUUGGUUAAACUUUCUUUAAAAAAAAAAGAAAAAAACCAAAUGAACAAAAAGGUAACUCCUGUGUCUUUGUGAUGUUGUGUCAUCAAAGAUAACUGUCUUGAAUCCAAGUGCCUACUGAGGAACUCCAUUACGGAAUCAAACAUGUUUUCCUUUACUUGGUUAUAGUAAGGAGAGUUAGAUUAUUUUUUAGUAUUAUUCUUUUCAUGAAUAUUUCAUGUUUCCAGUGUAAAUUGACAAUCAUUUACCCUCCGGUGGUUUUACAAGCAGUUAAUUGGGUUAAAAAAGGCUAAAUAUUGACAUUUUCUGCACUCAGAAUAACCCAAAUAAGAAAAUAAAUGGAUGAUAAGCAUUUUCUGAAUAAUACUAAUUAUUAUUAUUUAACUUUUGAAGAAAUGAUGCAGUACAUGUAAAUAACUUGAAAAUAAAUUUGUGAAAGGUACUAGAAGAAAGGAGGAUGACGUUUUUGUGCACUUUUACACUUAAUUUUAUCAGCUCUGACUGUUAGAAAAGAAGUUUUAAUGUAAUAUCUCAUUUGUUUAUUACAGCAUUCUUUUUUUCUGUAUUUGUCUGAAGUGUAACACUACGCGUGGUGGUUGGUCAUAUUGCUUUUUUUUUAAAUAAUAUUUGGUUCAAAGUUUUUAUUUCAAGUUGUAAUUUUUCCACAAAUUACUUCAACACAGUAUUUUCUGUCAGUUUUUAGGAAAUCUGCGCAUUGAUGCACAUUUCUGUGUUCUUAAAUGAAGUGUACUUAAAGAACUUAAACAUGAAUAGAUGAUUACACACACAAAACUGGGAUGUGCAAACAUUUUUGAUCAUGUUUGUGUAAUUUUUUUGUUGUGUAAUUUAUUGUAGUUUCAGGUUCAUCAAUCGGAGAGAAAUCAAGUCAUGUGGAUUUUUAAGUGUGAUCCUGAAGUUGUCAGUUUUAACCCUUUGGAAAAUGUGAUAAAAGGAAAUAAAAUACCUUUUCAAAUUUUA